Messenger RNA from Euleptes europaea (tarantolino), 969 nucleotides. RefSeq names its product tRNA-histidine guanylyltransferase 1 like (gene THG1L). The transcript has 6 exons. The record is from RefSeq and is a predicted model, not a curated record. Gene Ontology annotation, molecular function: magnesium ion binding; tRNA guanylyltransferase activity. Lineage: Eukaryota; Metazoa; Chordata; Lepidosauria; Squamata; Sphaerodactylidae. Bases 1 to 897 code for a protein of 298 amino acids. Gene Ontology annotation, biological process: tRNA modification.
AUGUUGGCGCGGGCGAGGCUCGGCCGUGCUCUUGCCGCCGCCGUUGCCCUCGGGAGCUGCGCGCGGCUGAGUCGCGGCCGCGUCGCCAUGGCGAAGAGCAAGUUCGAAUACGUGCGAGACUUCGAAGCGGACGAUGCGUGUUUGCCCAACUGCUGGGUCGUGGUGCGGUUGGACGGCCGCAGCUUCCACCGCUUUGCUGAGCAGCAUGGUUUCAGGAAGCCCAAUGAUGACCGUUCCCUUCACUUAAUGAACAAGUGUGCACAGAUGGUAAUGCAGGAGCUAGAGGAUAUUGCUAUUGCUUAUGGACAAAGUGAUGAAUACAGCUUCAUUUUCAAAAAACGAAGCAACUGGUUUAAGAGGCGAUCUAGCAAGUUCAUGACUCAUGUGGUUUCCCAGUUUGCCUCCAGCUAUGUUUUCUAUUGGAAAGAUUACUUUGAGGACCAGCCUCUUUUGUAUCCACCAGGAUUUGAUGGACGUAUUGUACUGUAUCCUAGUGACCAGAAUCUAAAGGACUAUCUCAGUUGGAGACAGGCUGAUUGCCACAUUAAUAAUCUCUACAAUACAGUAUUUUGGAGUCUUGUACAGAAAAGUGGCUUGACACCUGUACAGGCACAAAAGAGAUUACAGGGGACACUUGCGGGUGAUAAGAAUGAAAUUUUAUUUUCUGAAUUCAACAUUAACUACAAUAAUGAACCAUUGAUGUACAGAAAAGGAACGGUUCUAGUAUGGCAAAAGGUAAAUCAAGUUAUUAGGAAGAAAAUUAACAUUCCCCAAGAAACAGACGAGAAAGAAGUUGAAGUGACCCGGAUAAAGAAUAUGCCAGUACCUCUGCACUGUGACAUCAUUGGGGAUCAAUUUUGGGACCAGUAUCCUGAAAUCCUAACUGAUGAUAGCUGAUAAUUUCCGUUUCCUAUCUGGAUUUUGGUGUGAAUGACUGUGUACAGUUUAUUCUGCAAGGACUUUAUCAUG